AUGAGCGGGAGAAUUCAUAACUUCAAAAUUUUGGCUGUUAAUUUAGAUGAUGGUGUAGUCGCACAGAGCAUGGAGGCAGCCUAUCAACAAUUGAAAUCGCCUGGAUUCCCAACUUUAUACUUCUUCAAUUCUACCACUUUCAACUCACCUGCUGAAAUCGAUCAAGAAGUUGUUAACGGCAACUAUUGGGCUGCUAUUUAUACCAAUGCAAACAUAUCAAACCAGCUGACUGAUGCGAUUAGUUCUGGAGGCUCAGUGGCCCGAUCGUACAAUUCAUCAAAGGCAAUCACUUACACUUGGAACGAAGUUCGGUAUCCGGCUUUCUCAGAUCAAAUCAUAAACAGCAACUUGAACAUCCUUAUCUCUGCUACAAGACUCGUUUUCAACCAAAUCUAUGGACCAACUGCUGCUAAAACCAUAAAACAGGGAGAUAAUGAUGCUCUUCAAGUAUUUUUAAAUCCUAUAGGAUCCACUGUCAACAACUUCCAAAGCACUACACAGGGUCCAAGACUUUUCUUCAAUACCGUUUCUGUUGCCAUGAUGAUUCUUCAGCAAUUUUUCUUAGUUUUGGGUCCAAAUAUGAUGCUGAUGGCCAUGGGUGUGUAUAAACAGUACUCAUGGCAAAGGACAUUAUUGAUUAGAAUGGUCUUUGCCGCCCUUUCAUCUUUCUUCAACGGAUUAAUAGUCAGCGGUUACUAUUGGGCUUUUCGAGAGAGCUGGGCAGUUAAUGGAAAUCAAUUUGUAUUAACAUGGAUGACCGUCUGGUUGGUUACUGCUAUUUAUCAUCUGUUUCUAUACGGAACAACUUGCCUGGUUCCGUUACCUGCGAUGCCACUUAUUCUCAUUACUUUCGUAUUCUUAAACAUCACUAGUACUGUGUCCCCAUUUGAUGCUAACCCAGGAUUUUACCGCGUCGGCUACGCAACUCCAGCCUAUCAAGCAUAUGCCACAUUGGUCGACAUUUGGUCUGGAGGUCGUGUCAACGCCUUAUACCGGUCUCUUCCAAUUCUGUUCUCCUGGCUCAUAUUACUAACAGCAUUUGUUGUUUUUGCACAUAGGUUUAUGUGCUUGAAACUGAAAAAAGCAUCUAUACACGCAGCACCAGUAGAUAAGACAUUAGAAGAUGAACAAGCAUAA
Messenger RNA from Sugiyamaella lignohabitans, 1137 nucleotides. RefSeq lists its product as uncharacterized. The record is from RefSeq and is a predicted model, not a curated record. NCBI's taxonomy places the organism in Eukaryota, Fungi, Ascomycota, Dipodascomycetes, Dipodascales, Trichomonascaceae. Gene Ontology annotation, cellular component: membrane. The transcript has a single exon. The coding region runs from base 1 to 1137 and encodes 378 amino acids.